UUUGACGCUGCAGAAAAGUAGAGGCCUGAAAAUGCAUUGUUCUCUCGAGUCUCGCGAAACAAAGAAUAAAAAGAAGAAUAAUAAAUGGAAAAGCCCUAUGAUCUCGAUACACGGAAAAGAGAAAUGCAUCUUCAUUGUACGAGUUAUGAGAUGGAAGCGGAAUUCCAACGCCGCUUGUUUGCACCAGAAUCGCCUUCACCAUUCAUUCGGUAUACGAAUCCAUUAUUGCGCCGCCCCCACCAAGAACGCCAAGAACAGAGGAGUAGUAGAAACUGGCUCCAUCUUCCGGUGGAACUCAUUCUUAUCAUCUUCGAGAAGCUCGGAGCCAUAGAGGUUCUCACCAGUGUCCAGCGAGUGUGCAUGCUCUGGCGGACCAUCUGCAAGGAUCCGUACACGUGGCGCGUGAUCAACAUGCGCGUCUUGGGGUUUCCCAAAUUCAUGGACUACCAAUUGAGUUCGCUGUGCCGCCGUACCAUCGAACGCAGCUGCGGUCUCUUGGUGGAGAUAAGUAUUGACUAUUUUGCUACCGAGGAUCUCCUCAACGACAUCGCUAAUUCUUGUGGAAGUCGUCUUCGACGUUUACGACUUAAGAAGUGCUUCACACACGAAUCAAAUAGACUGAUGUAUGACUUAGCUAAAAAGUUUCCUUUGCUUGAGGAGCUUGAUAUUACCCAUUGCUACUGGUGGUUUUACCCUAUUUCUUUAGAAUCUUUUGGUCAAGCUUGCCCUCUUCUAAAAACCUUGAAAUUCAACCACCACCGCCAACAUUUUUAUUAUGAUCGCAUUUCUUCUUGUUACGUCCGCGAAGAUAAUGCAUAUGCAUAUGCUAUUGCACGAAGCAUGCCACAGUUACGCCAUCUCCAACUUCUUGGAAGCACGUUGGAUUAUGAUGGUUUGCAUGCUAUUCUUAACGGUUGUCCACAUCUGGAAUCUCUAGAUCUAUGUCACUGUAUCAACCUUGAUACGAAAAGAGAAAUAAUAAUAGAAAUGUUGCAAGGAAGAAUCAUGAAUUUUAGACUUCCAAUUCUAGGUGCAUCAACAAUUGACUAUGAGUUUUGUUCGUUACUACCUUAUGAAAAGGCAAUCCAGAAUCAGGAUUUCAACUCUUUAGCAUGGGAAUGGCACCGGUUUCAUCAAGCUAGCAUGAAGAAUAAAAACAUAGUCAAACUUGGCUUAGUAGUAAAAUAUGAAGACGAGGAGGUUUGGGAGGAUAUCCAUAUGAUAUGGGUCACUAUGAAAAUGAGAAGAAGGCAUAGACGAGAGAGUAGUAAUAAUUUCAAAGCGCUUCAAAGAUCACGCCAGAAAAGGAAAGAAACACGGAGAAGAAAAGGAAAGAAACAUUAACCUCAGAAGCAUGUGUUUUGGAGAGGAAUUACAAUUAUUAUUCUGAAGAUUGAAUUCAAGAACAAGACGAGUGUGGGAGGAUAGAGAUAUCAUAUGGCCAAAUUUUGAAAACUAUAAGAUGUGCAAUUGAUGAUUUAAUUUUCUAGCUAUUUUGAGUGUUUAUUAUUGGUUUUGUUGGUUUGGUACAAGAUAUUAUUUGUUGAUAUAAGAAAUUAAAUAUGAUAUUUUUUUGUCGCA
This is a messenger RNA of Arachis ipaensis, 1581 nucleotides long. Its product is annotated as putative F-box/LRR-repeat protein 9. NCBI's taxonomy places the organism in Eukaryota, Viridiplantae, Streptophyta, Magnoliopsida, Fabales, Fabaceae. Gene Ontology annotation, molecular function: protein binding. The record is from RefSeq and is a predicted model, not a curated record.